Molecule: messenger RNA, 5299 nt
Organism: Homo sapiens (human)
Lineage: Eukaryota; Metazoa; Chordata; Mammalia; Primates; Hominidae
Gene: AGPAT5
Product: 1-acylglycerol-3-phosphate O-acyltransferase 5
Exons: 9
Coding region: 543-1184 (213 amino acids)
Biological process (GO): CDP-diacylglycerol biosynthetic process
Cellular component (GO): mitochondrion; endoplasmic reticulum membrane; nuclear envelope
Molecular function (GO): 1-acylglycerol-3-phosphate O-acyltransferase activity; 1-acylglycerophosphocholine O-acyltransferase activity; 1-acylglycerophosphoethanolamine O-acyltransferase activity
Source: RefSeq, a predicted model, not a curated record
GGAGCUCGCUGCCGCCGAGCUGAGAAGAUGCUGCUGUCCCUGGUGCUCCACACGUACUCCAUGCGCUACCUGCUGCCCAGCGUCGUGCUCCUGGGCACGGCGCCCACCUACGUGUUGGCCUGGGGGGUCUGGCGGCUGCUCUCCGCCUUCCUGCCCGCCCGCUUCUACCAAGCGCUGGACGACCGGCUCUACUGCGUCUACCAGAGCAUGGUGCUCUUCUUCUUCGAGAAUUACACCGGGGUCCAGAGAUUGGAUUCGUAGAUUAAACUUGAGAAACAAACCAUAAAAGUGGAAGGCCCUCUUUAACAAUAUUGCUAUAUGGAGAUUUGCCAAAAAAUAAAGAAAAUAUAAUAUAUUUAGCAAAUCAUCAAAGCACAGUUGACUGGAUUGUUGCUGACAUCUUGGCCAUCAGGCAGAAUGCGCUAGGACAUGUGCGCUACGUGCUGAAAGAAGGGUUAAAAUGGCUGCCAUUGUAUGGGUGUUACUUUGCUCAGCAUGGAGGAAUCUAUGUAAAGCGCAGUGCCAAAUUUAACGAGAAAGAGAUGCGAAACAAGUUGCAGAGCUACGUGGACGCAGGAACUCCAAUGUAUCUUGUGAUUUUUCCAGAAGGUACAAGGUAUAAUCCAGAGCAAACAAAAGUCCUUUCAGCUAGUCAGGCAUUUGCUGCCCAACGUGGCCUUGCAGUAUUAAAACAUGUGCUAACACCACGAAUAAAGGCAACUCACGUUGCUUUUGAUUGCAUGAAGAAUUAUUUAGAUGCAAUUUAUGAUGUUACGGUGGUUUAUGAAGGGAAAGACGAUGGAGGGCAGCGAAGAGAGUCACCGACCAUGACGGAAUUUCUCUGCAAAGAAUGUCCAAAAAUUCAUAUUCACAUUGAUCGUAUCGACAAAAAAGAUGUCCCAGAAGAACAAGAACAUAUGAGAAGAUGGCUGCAUGAACGUUUCGAAAUCAAAGAUAAGAUGCUUAUAGAAUUUUAUGAGUCACCAGAUCCAGAAAGAAGAAAAAGAUUUCCUGGGAAAAGUGUUAAUUCCAAAUUAAGUAUCAAGAAGACUUUACCAUCAAUGUUGAUCUUAAGUGGUUUGACUGCAGGCAUGCUUAUGACCGAUGCUGGAAGGAAGCUGUAUGUGAACACCUGGAUAUAUGGAACCCUACUUGGCUGCCUGUGGGUUACUAUUAAAGCAUAGACAAGUAGCUGUCUCCAGACAGUGGGAUGUGCUACAUUGUCUAUUUUUGGCGGCUGCACAUGACAUCAAAUUGUUUCCUGAAUUUAUUAAGGAGUGUAAAUAAAGCCUUGUUGAUUGAAGAUUGGAUAAUAGAAUUUGUGACGAAAGCUGAUAUGCAAUGGUCUUGGGCAAACAUACCUGGUUGUACAACUUUAGCAUCGGGGCUGCUGGAAGGGUAAAAGCUAAAUGGAGUUUCUCCUGCUCUGUCCAUUUCCUAUGAACUAAUGACAACUUGAGAAGGCUGGGAGGAUUGUGUAUUUUGCAAGUCAGAUGGCUGCAUUUUUGAGCAUUAAUUUGCAGCGUAUUUCACUUUUUCUGUUAUUUUCAAUUUAUUACAACUUGACAGCUCCAAGCUCUUAUUACUAAAGUAUUUAGUAUCUUGCAGCUAGUUAAUAUUUCAUCUUUUGCUUAUUUCUACAAGUCAGUGAAAUAAAUUGUAUUUAGGAAGUGUCAGGAUGUUCAAAGGAAAGGGUAAAAAGUGUUCAUGGGGAAAAAGCUCUGUUUAGCACAUGAUUUUAUUGUAUUGCGUUAUUAGCUGAUUUUACUCAUUUUAUAUUUGCAAAAUAAAUUUCUAAUAUUUAUUGAAAUUGCUUAAUUUGCACACCCUGUACACACAGAAAAUGGUAUAAAAUAUGAGAACGAAGUUUAAAAUUGUGACUCUGAUUCAUUAUAGCAGAACUUUAAAUUUCCCAGCUUUUUGAAGAUUUAAGCUACACUAUUAGUACUUCCCUUUGUCUGUGCCAUAAGUGCUUGAAAACGUUAAGGUUUUCUGUUUUGUUUUGUUUUUUUAAUAUCAAAAGAGUCGGUGUGAACCUUGGUUGGACCCCAAGUUCACAAGAUUUUUAAGGUGAUGAGAGCCUGCAGACAUUCUGCCUAGAUUUACUAGCGUGUGCCUUUUGCCUGCUUCUCUUUGAUUUCACAGAAUAUUCAUUCAGAAGUCGCGUUUCUGUAGUGUGGUGGAUUCCCACUGGGCUCUGGUCCUUCCCUUGGAUCCCGUCAGUGGUGCUGCUCAGCGGCUUGCACGCAGACUUGCUAGGAAGAAAUGCAGAGCCAGCCUGUGCUGCCCACUUUCAGAGUUGAACUCUUUAAGCCCUUGUGAGUGGGCUUCACCAGCUACUGCAGAGGCAUUUUGCAUUUGUCUGUGUCAAGAAGUUCACCUUCUCAAGCCAGUGAAAUACAGACUUAAUUUGUCAUGACUGAACGAAUUUGUUUAUUUCCCAUUAGGUUUAGUGGAGCUACACAUUAAUAUGUAUCGCCUUAGAGCAAGAGCUGUGUUCCAGGAACCAGAUCACGAUUUUUAGCCAUGGAACAAUAUAUCCCAUGGGAGAAGACCUUUCAGUGUGAACUGUUCUAUUUUUGUGUUAUAAUUUAAACUUCGAUUUCCUCAUAGUCCUUUAAGUUGACAUUUCUGCUUACUGCUACUGGAUUUUUGCUGCAGAAAUAUAUCAGUGGCCCACAUUAAACAUACCAGUUGGAUCAUGAUAAGCAAAAUGAAAGAAAUAAUGAUUAAGGGAAAAUUAAGUGACUGUGUUACACUGCUUCUCCCAUGCCAGAGAAUAAACUCUUUCAAGCAUCAUCUUUGAAGAGUCGUGUGGUGUGAAUUGGUUUGUGUACAUUAGAAUGUAUGCACACAUCCAUGGACACUCAGGAUAUAGUUGGCCUAAUAAUCGGGGCAUGGGUAAAACUUAUGAAAAUUUCCUCAUGCUGAAUUGUAAUUUUCUCUUACCUGUAAAGUAAAAUUUAGAUCAAUUCCAUGUCUUUGUUAAGUACAGGGAUUUAAUAUAUUUUGAAUAUAAUGGGUAUGUUCUAAAUUUGAACUUUGAGAGGCAAUACUGUUGGAAUUAUGUGGAUUCUAACUCAUUUUAACAAGGUAGCCUGACCUGCAUAAGAUCACUUGAAUGUUAGGUUUCAUAGAACUAUACUAAUCUUCUCACAAAAGGUCUAUAAAAUACAGUCGUUGAAAAAAAUUUUGUAUCAAAAUGUUUGGAAAAUUAGAAGCUUCUCCUUAACCUGUAUUGAUACUGACUUGAAUUAUUUUCUAAAAUUAAGAGCCGUAUACCUACCUGUAAGUCUUUUCACAUAUCAUUUAAACUUUUGUUUGUAUUAUUACUGAUUUACAGCUUAGUUAUUAAUUUUUCUUUAUAAGAAUGCCGUCGAUGUGCAUGCUUUUAUGUUUUUCAGAAAAGGGUGUGUUUGGAUGAAAGUAAAAAAAAAAAUAAAAUCUUUCACUGUCUCUAAUGGCUGUGCUGUUUAACAUUUUUUGACCCUAAAAUUCACCAACAGUCUCCCAGUACAUAAAAUAGGCUUAAUGACUGGCCCUGCAUUCUUCACAAUAUUUUUCCCUAAGCUUUGAGCAAAGUUUUAAAAAAAUACACUAAAAUAAUCAAAACUGUUAAGCAGUAUAUUAGUUUGGUUAUAUAAAUUCAUCUGCAAUUUAUAAGAUGCAUGGCCGAUGUUAAUUUGCUUGGCAAUUCUGUAAUCAUUAAGUGAUCUCAGUGAAACAUGUCAAAUGCCUUAAAUUAACUAAGUUGGUGAAUAAAAGUGCCGAUCUGGCUAACUCUUACACCAUACAUACUGAUAGUUUUUCAUAUGUUUCAUUUCCAUGUGAUUUUUAAAAUUUAGAGUGGCAACAAUUUUGCUUAAUAUGGGUUACAUAAGCUUUAUUUUUUCCUUUGUUCAUAAUUAUAUUCUUUGAAUAGGUCUGUGUCAAUCAAGUGAUCUAACUAGACUGAUCAUAGAUAGAAGGAAAUAAGGCCAAGUUCAAGACCAGCCUGGGCAACAUAUCGAGAACCUGUCUACAAAAAAAUUAAAAAAAAUUAGCCAGGCAUGGUGGCGUACACUGAGUAGUUUGUCCCAGCUACUCGGGAGGGUGAGGUGGGAGGAUCGCUUCAGCCCAGGAGGUUGAGAUUGCAGUGAGCCAUGGACAUACCACUGCACUACAGCCUAGGUAACAGCACGAGACCCCAACUCUUAGAAAAUGAAAAGGAAAUAUAGAAAUAUAAAAUUUGCUUAUUAUAGACACACAGUAACUCCCAGAUAUGUACCACAAAAAAUGUGAAAAGAGAGAGAAAUGUCUACCAAAGCAGUAUUUUGUGUGUAUAAUUGCAAGCGCAUAGUAAAAUAAUUUUAACCUUAAUUUGUUUUUAGUAGUGUUUAGAUUGAAGAUUGAGUGAAAUAUUUUCUUGGCAGAUAUUCCGUAUCUGGUGGAAAGCUACAAUGCAAUGUCGUUGUAGUUUUGCAUGGCUUGCUUUAUAAACAAGAUUUUUUCUCCCUCCUUUUGGGCCAGUUUUCAUUACGAGUAACUCACACUUUUUGAUUAAAGAACUUGAAAUUACGUUAUCACUUAGUAUAAUUGACAUUAUAUAGAGACUAUGUAACAUGCAAUCAUUAGAAUCAAAAUUAGUACUUUGGUCAAAAUAUUUACAACAUUCACAUACUUGUCAAAUAUUCAUGUAAUUAACUGAAUUUAAAACCUUCAACUAUUAUGAAGUGCUCGUCUGUACAAUCGCUAAUUUACUCAGUUUAGAGUAGCUACAACUCUUCGAUACUAUCAUCAAUAUUUGACAUCUUUUCCAAUUUGUGUAUGAAAAGUAAAUCUAUUCCUGUAGCAACUGGGGAGUCAUAUAUGAGGUCAAAGACAUAUACCUUGUUAUUAUAAUAUGUAUACUAUAAUAAUAGCUGGUUAUCCUGAGCAGGGGAAAAGGUUAUUUUUAGGAAAACCACUUCAAAUAGAAAGCUGAAGUACUUCUAAUAUACUGAGGGAAGUAUAAUAUGUGGAACAAACUCUCAACAAAAUGUUUAUUGAUGUUGAUGAAACAGAUCAGUUUUUCCAUCCGGAUUAUUAUUGGUUCAUGAUUUUAUAUGUGAAUAUGUAAGAUAUGUUCUGCAAUUUUAUAAAUGUUCAUGUCUUUUUUUAAAAAAGGUGCUAUUGAAAUUCUGUGUCUCCAGCAGGCAAGAAUACUUGACUAACUCUUUUUGUCUCUUUAUGGUAUUUUCAGAAUAAAGUCUGACUUGUGUUUUUGAGAUUAUUGGUGCCUCAUUAAUUCAGCAAUAAAGGAAAAUAUGCAUCUCAAAAA